GAGCCGAGCAUCCCUGCCCCGCUCGGCCCGAAAGGAUGGGAGGAAGCUGCCCCGGGGGGAGCGUCCCAGCAGCCCCGUCCCCAAAGGCGCCUCCUCUCUCCGUCUCUUCCACUCUCUGGUGCCCUUUGGCUGGGGCAGGAUGGGGGAACCGAGACCCAAAAACCGCUAAGGAAGAGUAGUGGGCGGGCUCCCUCUAAUGGCCCUGCCCCCUUCCCUCCCCAAAGGGGUGCUGCCGCUCUUAAAGGGGCCGGCUCAAGCCGUCUGCUUCUCAUUCAUUGUCUUGACAGGAGCAUCCUUAGCCGGGCGGGUGGUGUCUCCCUGGCUCCAGCUCCAGCUCCUUCCUCCUCGUCAGGCCUGGCCUCCCUGCAUCUCACCGGGCAUCAGGAUGAGCCGACAGGUGGUUCGAAGCAGCAAGUUCCGACACGUAUUUGGACAACCAGCCAAGGCUGACCAGUGUUAUGAGGACGUUAGAGUCUCCCAGACCACUUGGGACAGUGGUUUCUGUGCUGUCAACCCCAAGUUUAUGGCCUUGAUCUGUGAAGCCAGUGGGGGUGGGGCCUUCCUGGUGCUGCCCCUGACCAAGACGGGCCGGGUGGACAAGAACGUGCCCACAGUGUGUGGGCACACAGCUCCUGUCCUGGAUAUCGCCUGGUGUCCCCACAAUGACAACGUCAUCGCCAGUGGCUCUGAGGACUGCAUGGUCAUGGUAUGGGAGAUCCCUGAUGGGGGCCUGACCCUGCCUCUCCGCGAGCCAGUGGUCACACUAGAGGGGCACACCAAGCGAGUGGGCAUCGUGGCUUGGCACCCAACUGCCCAAAAUGUGCUGCUCAGUGCAGGCUGUGACAAUGUCAUCCUAGUGUGGGAUGUGGGGACUGGAACUGCUGUGCUAACCCUGGGCCCAGAUGUGCACCCAGAUACCAUCUACAGUGUGGAAUGGAACCGAGAUGGGGCACUGCUAUGCACCUCCUGCCGGGACAAGCGGGUCCGGAUCAUUGACCCCCGAAAAGGGACAGUUAUAGCUGAGAAAGAGCGUCCUCAUGAAGGGACUCGGCCAGUUCGGGCUGUGUUUGUAUCAGAGGGGAAGAUUCUUACCACAGGCUUCAGCCGAAUGAGUGAAAGGCAGGUGGCCUUGUGGGAUAUGCAGAAGCUUGAGGAACCUCUGUCCCUGCAAGAACUGGACACAAGUAGCGGGGUCCUACUUCCCUUCUUUGAUCCUGACACCAACAUCGUCUACCUUUGUGGCAAGGGGGACAGCUCCAUCCGUUAUUUUGAGAUAACAGCAGAGGCCCCAUUCCUGCACUACCUGUCCAUGUUCAGUUCUAAGGAGUCCCAGCGAGGGAUGGGCUACAUGCCCAAGCGAGGCUUGGAGGUCAACAAAUGUGAGAUUGCCAGAUUCUACAAGUUACAUGAGCGAAAGUGUGAACCCAUUGCUAUGACUGUGCCUAGAAAGUCAGACCUUUUCCAAGAGGACCUGUACCCACCCACAGCUGGACCAGAUCCUGCACUCACAGCUGAAGAAUGGCUGGGGGGCAAGAAUGCAGGGCCCCUACUUGUGUCCCUUAAGGAUGGUUAUGUGCCCCCCAAAAGCCGGGAACUGAGAAUCAACAGGGGGCUGGACAGUGGGCGAAAGCGUGGCACUGUAGAAUCCAGUGCAGCUCCUAGCUCGGAGGCAAUGGCACGGCUGGAGGAAGAGCUUCGGCAAUUACGGACCACAGUGCAAGAGCAACAAAAACGCCUGGAUGAACUGGAGAAGAUCAUAGGGAAGUAGUUUGGCCCCAAGACCUGAGACCUAGCUGGGUCCUGCCCCAUGGGCAGAAGUUACUUGUCAAAUUAAGCCUGUGAGAGUACUUCCCUACCCCCCUCCCAUGUCUCCAUACCUAAUGGGAUGGUGUGGACCUUACAAGCAAAGAAAAAUAAAAUGGUUUUAUUUUCUGAUA
This is a messenger RNA of Monodelphis domestica (gray short-tailed opossum), 1937 nucleotides long. It is a transcript of the gene CORO1A, whose product is annotated as coronin 1A. Gene Ontology annotation, molecular function: actin filament binding. The record is from RefSeq and is a predicted model, not a curated record. Gene Ontology annotation, biological process: cell migration; actin filament organization. Lineage: Eukaryota; Metazoa; Chordata; Mammalia; Didelphimorphia; Didelphidae.